Molecule: messenger RNA, 12391 nt
Organism: Pseudophryne corroboree (corroboree frog)
Lineage: Eukaryota; Metazoa; Chordata; Amphibia; Anura; Myobatrachidae
Gene: ASXL3
Product: ASXL transcriptional regulator 3
Exons: 13
Coding region: 251-6730 (2159 amino acids)
Biological process (GO): animal organ morphogenesis; positive regulation of transcription by RNA polymerase II
Cellular component (GO): PR-DUB complex
Molecular function (GO): peroxisome proliferator activated receptor binding; chromatin binding; DNA binding
Source: RefSeq, a predicted model, not a curated record
GCUCGCGAGCUUUGGCCGCCGCCGCCGCCUCUUCCCUCGCGAGAGCACCGGGUCGCCAUUGGCAGUGACGUCACUGUGUAUUGUUGUGAGGGGGAACGGGAGCAUCCCAGAGCUGUCAGCUGAGCAGUGUCGCUACCUGAGCCGCAGCUGCCGCCGCCGGUCCCCUGUCACGCCGAGCCAUUGUCUCCGCUCGCAGCCCCGAGUGCCCGUGGAUCCCCCACGUCGUAAGAACCAUCAAUGAGAUGCAAACAUGAAAGACAAGAGGAAGAAGAAGGACCGCACCUGGGCCGAGGCUGCCCGCCUGGCUUUAGAAAAACAUCCCAAUUCACCCAUGACUGCAAAACAGAUUUUGGAAGUCAUCCAGAAAGAAGGGUUAAAAGAAACCAGGAAUGGUACUUCUCCGUUGGCUUGCCUAAAUGCAAUGCUUCAUACUAACACUCGUGUGGGCGAUGGGACCUUCUUCAAAAUCCCUGGGAAAUCGGGACUCUAUGCUCUUAAAAAAGAAGAAUUGACUUGCCCAGCCGAUGGAACACUGGAAAUAGGCUGUGAGUCAGAGUUGGAUGGGACUGAAAUGGCCGAGGCAAGCAGCAAUGGAGAGGAAAAUGAAGUGUGCCUAAAGCAAGUGACUGAAGAAGCGUCUUCCAACCGAGUACAAAGCAAGCUAGUGUCUUCCUUCCAGCAGCACACCAAAAAGGCACUAAAGCAGGCUUUGAGGCAGCAGCAGAAGAGAAGAAAUGGGGUAUCUAUGAUGGUAAACAAGACUGUCCCUCGUGUCGUCCUGACGCCCCUAAAGGUGUCUGACGAGCAGUCGGAUUCACCUUCAGGGUCUGAAUCAAAAAACGGUGAAGCGGACAGUUCUGAUAAGGAAACCAAGCAAGGGCAAAAAUCACCUCCUGGCAAACAAAUAAGCCAGCACUUAAAGCGGCUAAAAAAAUCAGGUUUAGGGCAUUUGAAAUGGACCAAAGCAGAAGAUAUUGACAUAGAAACACCCGGAUCAAUUUUAGUGAACACUAACCUGAGGGCUUUAAUAAACAAGCAUACUUUCGCUUCUUUACCUCAGCACUUUCAGCAGUACCUCCUGCUCUUACUUCCGGAAGUAGACAGACAGAUGGGAAGUGAUGGGGCUUUACGUCUUAGUAAUUCUGCUCUGAAUAAUGAAUUCUUUGCAUAUGCUGCCCAAGGGUGGAAACAGCGGUUGUCAGAAGGAGAGUUCACUCCAGAAAUGCAAAUGCGAAUUAGACAAGAAAUUGAAAAGGAAAAGAAAACAGAAGUUUGGAAAGAAAGAUUCUUUGAAAGAUUUUAUGGAGAAAAGUCUGGAAUGUCCAAAGAGGAAUCUUUACAACUAACGUCAGUACAAAAUAGCAGUGAAGAUGAAAGCAGUUCAUUAGACACAUCUCUGAACUUGCCAGGCACAUCUACACAGUUAGAAUGCAGCACACCUGCCAGUGGUGAAACACCACUGAUGUUGGAGACUGAAGUUGUUGAAGAAGCGGUGUGUAACAUGGAGCAUGUUCCACCCAAGGACAUAAUCAGAGAAACAGAACUGGAAGAGAUAUUAAUAUCUGAGGAAUCCGUAAUACAUGAGGAGAUUGCUGAGGAAGUAGAAACCACGAUUUGUGAAUGUCAAGAAAGUGAUGACAAAGCAGAAAUUGAGCUGUCUGAAGAAGUAACAAAUCAGGACACACCGGAUGAAGAAAAAGAAGAGCCUGCUGAGAACAUUGAUUCUUGUGUUGUCAUGGAAGAUGAGACUCUGCCUCUCUUGGACACUAAAACAGUGGAAAAUGUAAAACCGGAUGACCAUCAAAGUGUCAUGGUGGAAGUCGCAACUGAAUUCGAUGAAUGCAGAUCUCCAUCCCCUGUAAUCUCUCAUAGUUCACCGAGUGAACCAGCAGAAGAGGAACCACCACCGUCUGAAGAUUUAAAUUUGUCAGUGGAUAAUGAUGCCUCCAAAGCUACUACAGAUUCUGUGUACCCUGAGGAAGCAGCUGCUGUUGAAAUGGAGCUGAUCAGUGAAACCGAUGAACAGUUCUCUGAAACUGCAUGCAUUUCGGAGACCUCAUUUUCUUCACAGAGUCCAGAGGAGGCAAGCGCUAGUCUGGCAUCUCCAGGAGGUGACACUCAGUCAGCUUCAGAGGAACCAUACACACCUGCAUCUGUUGAAGCUGCCUUCCUAUCUGAAGUUUCAAGCUUUGAAAAUGCUGAGACAGAAAGCCAACAAAAACCUCUAGCUGAAAGUUCUCCAACCUCUUUAACUUCCGAUGUUUCACCACUGUCCAACUCACCAGUGAUGUCAGAAGUAUCUCCUCGCUCUAAUCAUCCACUUACACCUGAAGCUUCUCCAUCAUCUAAUUUGCCAUUAACUUCUGAAGCAUCUCCAAUGUCAGAUGUACCUAUAAUAUCCGAAACCUCUUCAGUGUCUUCCAUAGCACUGUCCUCUGAAACCGGACAUGCACCAACUGUACCUGCUACUUCAGAUGCAUCUUCUGGAUACAGUCCUGUCCCAAAUGAAAUGCUUCAGCAAGACAGCUUCCCCACCUCACCUGAUGAAUCACAGUCACCUUUAAAAGAUGAAACUGAUGGCUACUCAGAGGCAUCCCAAACAGAUACCAUAGGCACUGAACAUGAAAGCUCUGAAACCAUAAAGUAUAACUCGGCAACUCCCAAUUCAGAUACUUCACUUUCAGAAGAUACCAUGAAUCAGAAGCACUGCAGUUCUGAGAGAGAGCACGAGAUUCCAAAUUUGGUAUCCUCACCAGAACAAUCACCACCAGAAACCAUAACUAUUAAAAAUAAUUCAACUCAUUAUCGUAUUGUUGAAAAAAAAUAUUUAUCUGCCUCACAAGAAGGAUUUGAAACAUAUUCUAGAAACAAUGACUCUGUUUACUCAAAGUCUCAUGAUAAACCAUAUGCCGCCUCUCUAGAGUCCUCUAGAACUAAAUCUCACAAGCAACAGGGUGGCUCCCAAAGCCGUGUAGACGGUUCUCAUUCGAAGUCAUAUGAACUUAGUAAAUCUUGUGAGGCAGUUAGUCGGGAGCCUGAAAUCUCCAAAAGAAAAACUGUGGAACUACACACUUUUGGAGUCUACAGGGAGAAACGACCAAGAAUAGACAAUGAUCACCCAUCAAGAACAUCUUCAAUUUCAAGUCAUACUGAGAGAGAGCACCCACCCAGAGAAGAGCCCCGUGUUCCACCUCUCAAGAUCCAAUUGUCAAAGAUUGGACCACCAUUCAUAAUAAAAAGUCAACCUGCCCCCAAGCUUGAAUCCAAGAUUUCUUCAAGUACAUCUGUUAGCGCAGGGAGGAACACUGGCGCUAGAACCCUUGCAGAUAUUAAGGCACGAGCUCAACAAGCCAGGGCACAGAGAGAAGCAGCUGCUGCAGCAGCUGUGGCUGCAGCAGCAAGCAUAGUUUCUGGUGGUGUUGGAAGUCCUUCUGAAAGCAGCAAGACCAGAACUUUGGCCCACAUUAAAGAACAGACAAAGGCAAAGCUAUUUGCUAAACAUCAGGCAAGGGUCAGUACGCAACAGACUACUAGAGAUGGUAAAACAAAAGAGGGUCUUCCAGCAAGUGAUGUGCCAACUUCUUCCGAAACGAAGGUUGAAGGUUCUACUGGUGUUAUUAUUAUGAAUCCAAACUGCAAAUCUCCUAGCAGUAAGUCCGCCCUCCACAGAGAAUUGAAUUGUACUUUACAAAAAUCCUUCAGCUCUUCUACAUCAUCGGAAACGGAUUCCGAUGCAUCUGUGCACAGCUCCAAUGAAAAUAUUCAUGUGCCACAUUCCAGCGACAAAACUGUUACAUCUACCUCCACUGAAGAUUGCAGUGUGCCAAUGCAUUAUAGCAAAAAUCUAGGUUCAAUGUCUGUCUGCCCCUCUGCUGAUGCGCCCUAUACAAAUUCACUUGAAAAAUCUGCUGUUCUAAUGUCUGGUGACAGUGAAAACACUACAUCAGCCGUCUGUAACAUUAAUAUGCUAAACCCUGUUAAGGAAACUGACAUUCCUUUCAUAGCUGUCACACCAAAAUGCACUGAUGACACUAGCAGUCAUGUAUCCAUAGUAAACUCCAUUGUCCCUGAAUCUGUCGAUGAUAAGCGAGUGCCAGUAACAACCAGUAAUGUUAAUUCUUACACCACUGUGCCAAUUUCAUCCGCUGGGAGUAGUUUGCCAAAUCCUCAUCUAACUAACUCUUUGGUAAAUUCACUUAACUCCUCAGUUGUUCCAAGCAACAUACACCCUGAUCAAUUAGUUGCACCCACGUGUGAAGAAGAAAGUGCUGUAAAUGUCUGCCCUUCUCUCCGAAGAUUAUCCAACCACGAGGAAAUCGGACAAGAUUCUCAUGGCAGGUCUUCUGUUCCUGUGUACCCUCAAACUAGAAAGGCAAUGAGCUCAGAUUCUUCCCUUGCCAAACUGCAACAUGAUAAUUUAGAUAAGAGCUCUUGUAGUAAUUUAUUUGGUCCAAACAGUAAAUCACUGCCUACCGGUUUAAUUCAGACGAAUAGAUCUAUCCCAUGCAAAGUGAUUGUUGAUCACUAUACAACUCCAAAUUCCACUUUCCCUUUCAAUACGGAAAAUUUAGAAAAUGCAGAUACACAGAACAGGUUUGGGAAAGUGGAAUCUUCCAUGCAAAAUAAAGCAUGUCCCCAGGUGUCUGUCAUAAGCAGACAAGAGAGCCUCAUUAGCGAGAGUGCUGAGCACCUGUCCAACACAAAUGUUGCUGUUGGCUUAAGCAGAGAUGACAGAAAUAAGGCGGCUGCUUGCUCUGGCCUUUUGGAAACCUCUUACUUGCAGCAAGAGAAGUUAAGUAACUCUGCUCAUUGCCAACAAAACUUUAAUGAACAACUACAUUGCACUCCUUCAUUUAAGUGUGGGGCAGAUAAUAUCAACUCUGAGUAUAUUCCAAAUAAUAGAAUAUGCUGGAAUGACAAAGAACAAAUGAACCCUGAAAAAGCAGCCAUAAAUCAUUUAAAUACACACAAGCACAUAGAGUACUCCGAAGAGAGCAUUAUUGAUAUAAAAAGUGAACCUGGAAGUUACCCACACAUGUCAAAACUUAACAGUCGUAGCCCUGUGACAAACAGCAUUCCUAUCAAAUCAGAGGUCCAUGACACCGGAAAGUGCUUUGGGAUGGAUAGAGAAGUAUUUUCAGGCCGCAACACUACACCACAAGCACCUGACUUGGAAGUAGGAAUGUCUGCAUCAAAAACACCACUUGGUGUUUCCAGAGAAGAACCUUUGUCAUUGACCGCAGAUACUUUGAAAAGGGUUACAAAUGCAGCAAGCGCAAGCUGUCGACUUUCAUCUGUAGAAGCCAACAAUCCCUUGGUAACACAGUUGCUUCAAGGCAAUUUGCCUUUAGAAAAAGUUCUCCCUCAACCUAGACUAGGAGCCAAAUUAGAAAUUAGUCGGCUCCCUUUACAGACUACCUCUGUAUUUAAAACGGCCUCUGAGAGAAUGGUCUCUGAAAACUCCUGCUCACCUACCACUGAUGGCAAAGGCUACCCGCUAGGUAGUCUAAACCCUCUACAAAUGAGAAAGCGUGAAAACCAUCCCAAGAAAAGAAUGGCAAGGAAUGUGGGCGAACACGCUCAGAUUAAGUGCGAGACUGGUAAACUUCCUAUGGAUACUGAUGCAAACUUGUCAUCUUGCAUGAUGGGUUCUAAUAUGAACCCACUGGGACAAGGGCAGUCUUUUAAGCAGGAGUGGAUGAACAAGCAUGCUGUUCCAGCCAGGAUUGCUCAUAGUCCAGAGAUUAAGCAGCAAAAGAGGCCAUUGCCUUCUUGUAGCUUCCAACAAAAUGUAUUUAAUGUUGAUAAAAAUGGCGGCUAUCAUCCAGAAGCCAGUACCUCACACAGGCAGCAUUAUUACCCAAUGCCCAUGACUCAGAGGGGUCCGAGUUCUACAGUAUAUAUGCCACCAGGAUCUGCAAAACCCCAGACUGGUAAUAAUGCAUUUGCAUUCAGUAGACACCCUGAGCAGAAGACUUUAGCUGAGGCGAAUGUACCAUCUCUUUCUCAUAGAAUGAGUAAUUCUUAUUCUCCAAACAUGUACAUUAAAGAAGGUGAUGACCUAAGCAAUGCCCAGCAGAAUUUGCAACAUAAAUUUUUAGUACAUCCUUCCUUAUCUAAUUCAGAAGUCCCUUCUGAUCAAAAGCAGCCAGCAGUUACUAUGGAAACCACUAAAAGACUUAGUUGGCCUCAGCCUACAAGCAUCUGUAGCAAUAUAAAGUCUGAGCCCAUCUCAUUCGAGGACGGUUUAAACAACAGCUGUGAACUGACCAUGAAACAAUCUUCCUAUGAGCAGAGUGAAGUCAAAGAACAGUUAAAAGCAUUCGCCUUGAAAAAUGCAGAUUUUUCUUCCUAUUUACUUUCUGAGCCACAAAAGCCUUUUACUCAGCUAGCUGCACAGAAAUCACAGACACAGCAGCUGCCGCAGCAGCAAUGUGGGAGUUAUCCAGCAAUUCACUUUGGUAGCACAACCUUCAAAAGAGCGGCGUCUGCUAUUGAAAAAUCUAUUGGAAUUUUAGGGAGCAACCCUAAGCCUGCAUCUGGACUCGGCAGUCAGAACACAGCAAUCCCUGCACAGAAUUUUGCUGACAGCAGCAGUGCAGAUGAACUGGAACUGAAGUGUUCUUGCAGGCUGAAAGCCAUGAUUGUGUGCAAAGGCUGUGGAGCCUUUUGUCAUGAUGACUGCAUAGGUCCUUCAAAAUUGUGUGUAGCGUGUUUAGUUGUUCGGUAGUGACCGAAUCAAAAUGGAGCGUCCCUUUACAGCCUACAUUUCUAUACGAGCAGUAAAAUGUUUCUGUUAUUUCACAGCCUUUUGUUUUUGUAAAACUACCGUUUUCAGUGUUAAGUUUUUAAUUCUCGAACUUUCUAGAGGAGAAAAAGAUUUCUCCUCACCAUUAUAAUUUAUUCAGUAUCAGUUUAUUAAGGUGAAGCUUUUGUGCUGUUCAGUUUCAGUUCACAAUGCAAGUAUCUGAUGUUUUUCUAUAAAUUGUAGCCUCUCUGUUUUCCUACACAUCUUUCUUGGGGCCUGGUUGCGCAAGCAUUUAGAAAGCCACAAUUCCCUGACCAGUAAAUCAUUACCUGAUACGGAAACGAUUAGUGACAGCGGUUCCCCAGUCUCAUUUAGAAAUCCCGUUAAAACAUUGUUCUAGGAUGCCUGUGUUACCCAGCCCGUACAUGUCCUUUUAAUGACUGUAUAAUAAUUACCCAGGAAACUAUCUUUAAGAUACCAACCACACUUAAGGCCAGUACACACGUCCAGAUAUGUGUGCUGAGCAAUCUAUCAGUGACCACUCAGCACACAUCUCUUCCCACGCUCAGCAAAGCACGAUAUGUGCUGAGCAAAAAGGGGGUGGGGCGGGGGCAGCUCAUUUCACCCAGCAUGUUGUGCUAGAUUGUGCCUAACUAGCAUUGGCGAUAGCGAUGUGCAGGGCCGCGCAUAGCUAUCACUGUGGAGCGUACACACGAGAUCCAUGCUUAAAAUCUAAGCUAUCUAGUCAGAUUGCUUAGUUUUUAAGAACAGAUCACUCUGUGUGUACCCCUCUUUACACGUAAAGGGUGAUAGGGUGAGACUUUCAUUAAGCCAGCUGAUUUGUCUACUUCCCAGGGAAAGUUUAUUUUGUGCAUGUGGAGGAUGAGCCAGCUCUGCGGCUCAGUUCUUCACAGUAUAAUUAGCAGUUCGGCAUAUAAACAUUGCUUAAUAUUGAUCGGAAUAUUAAUUGAUUUAAAUGCACUACUUUUUCAGUCAUUUAGCAAUAUUUGAGAUAGGUGUUACUGAUCAAAGUCCAUUAUCAGAAAAACAUGAAAAAUAUCCACUUUGUUGGCUAGUACCAAGUCACAUGAAACUGAAUGUUAGUAGCCAUUGGGUUUACAUUACCACAGUGUGGCUGUAUUUAGUACUGUAGACCUAUAACUACUUGUCAUCAUAUUGCAGAGGAUGUUAGUACCAUCAUGUGUGGACAAUUGUGUCAUAGCUCUUUCAUAGAAGAGUGUACGCUGCGUGUUUCUCAGCUUGCGAGAUAUACCUGUAAAUUUGCUGGUAGUGCUUUUUAUGCUCGCCAUGGCAUACCUACUGCAGUAGUCUAUUUGUCCUGAAUCUUCCUGUACCUGUUUGGCUUCCUAAGGUCCACAUACUGUAGAUCACUUUUUUUUUCCCUCCGUUUUUGAAAAAAAGAGCUGUAUCCCCCAUCACCGUUCCCAAAUGUAGUAAAUGGUGUCCUCCAAAAGGGCUCUCACAUUACAUAAAGUCAAGAGCAGUAUUACUGUGCAGCUCACGGUGCAAGAAGACUGUCCAGUCUUGUCAUUAGAAGGUAAAUAGAGCGCUUGAAGCUCUAGUGAAUAGAACUUAAAUGAGUGAGAUCUUCUGAAUUAUGAGCCACAGUUCAAUAUGGAAUCAGGUAAACGGAGUGGCUUCUAGAGACCCAUAUCCUACAUUAGGGGGAAUGUCAGAAAUUGGGGGAUUACAGUCAAGUAAUAAUCAUAAGAAAAACUUAUUUUUUUCUUUUAGCGAGUGCGGAGGUAAAUUUAUUUAUUUUUUAAAUUUUAAUCAUGUUUAUGAAUACAAUUAUUAUGUUCAUCUGUAUCCAGUUCUACAACUAUGGGGGGUAUCCAAUUAACCCUGAUGCAUUUUCGGGUGAUAAACCGGCUUGUAUCGCAAUUUAUGACCAAUUUUCAUUUUUGUACUAUCCAAUUAGAGGCCAUUUAUAACGGGCGAAUAUGGGCGCGUUAUUGAACGAAAACACAUGGGAUCCGGGAUAAACUCCCAGUCCCAUGUGUUAUAGGUUGAUUAUUGGGGUAUACUUAGCGUGCCUGUUGCACUGUAAGUAUAAUACCCAACAAGUGCUGGAAGGACGCAGGCAUUGCAGCUAAUAGGAUAUCCCCGCCAUACCUAUUAGCAUAGGUAAAGUACCGCUGCUAAUAGGAUAACCCCCAAAACUGUAGAAUCACUAAUGAAGCAAAGGCAGUAGUAUGUGUCCAGCUCCUUAGUGACUAUUUUAUUGCAAUUUUAACACUUGAAUUUGCCAAGUUACAUGUUGCUAUAUAUUGUCUAAGUUCUGCCUCCAUUACUAAGCCUUUGAAAAUGUGCCAUUUUUUCACAAACACAAAUACAGGAUUUAAGAUGUGGAUUUGGUAUGUAAACCCUCAGAUCCUAGUCUUACAUUGAAACAUAUAUGUAUUUGCAGUUCUUAGAGGUUAUACUGGGGAUAAGCUCUAGCUGGUGAGUGGUGGCUAGGGGAUUCAGAUACAUUCUGUGCUUGGUGCAAAUUAGGAAAGUGCUUAGAACAGGGUUUUGUUUUUCAGAAAUGGCGCUAUUUAAAUUAAGUUACUGAUGGAGAAGGAGGCAUGUACUAGGACUCAGCCAUUUGCCUCCUAGAAAUAAAGACUGCAGAUUUUGUGGUUCAUAUUUGAGUAUUUUUCAGUUUCCUGUAAUUGCUGAUUAGCAAGUAUAGGGUACUGUACAGUUGUACUUUCGUGGUAUGCGCUCAGGCUGUCGGCAUGGUGAAAAUGACGACAUUAAAGUUACCUUAAAAAUGGCUACCUGUUAUUGUCACCAUGCUAGCAUUUCAUGUGUGUCGACAUUUACACCAUGUCAGUAUGUUGACUGUCAACUUAAUAUAUCAAAUUUUAUUUUCACAUCUAUGAUAGAAACAACCCUUCUUUAUCUCUUCAGGUUUUAUAAAUGUUUUGCCAAAUAUUAGAAGCACCUACUACCAAUGUCUGCUAACCUGACUCCUUGUAAUAAUGAUCUGGUGCUGGCUGCAUCCCCUUACACCCACUGCAGUAGAAAGGCUAGAUUAAUUAGCUUAUGUUAUUUAUUCCAGUUGUGGCUAUCACAGUUGGAAACUGAUUGACAACACACUUGGGAGGUUUGCUAUUGUACUUGCCUCAUCGAUAAAUGGAUCGCGGCCACCUACAAUAUGUAGACUUACGGGACACUCAUGAAUUACACAGGUUCUCUGGCUGCAGAAAACCAGGUGAAAUGUAGGCUUGAAGUCAGCCAGCCACAGAACCUGUGUAAUUCAUGAGUAUCCCGGUAUCAAGGUAAGCCUAACCACAUGCCAUUGCUAAAUUUGAAAAUUCUGAAAAAGGCAAACUUAAGUUGAUGUAAAAUAUACAAAUGCAUUGGAUUCAGUUUUCCCAUUCUAAAAAUUUAAUUGGAAGUUUUGUGAUUUUAUAUUUUUCUAUUAUUUUUUUAAUGCCAAUAUAUUUAUUCCUGGCGGCUGUUAGCUGAAUGUGUUUACAAGCUAACUGACACUAGAUAAUAUCAGGGCUUUCUGUUUUGGUCUUUCAAUAAAUGGCUAUAAACAAAUCAUAUGGAAAAUAAUUUCUGAACACUAAAUAACGACACUACUUAACUCCAUCUGAUUACAGUUUCAUUCCAGGCUGAAACUCUAAAUCAAUGAACAGCACUUUAUAUAGUGCAAUGCUGACAUCAUGUGGUCAUAUUGCAUUCUGAUGUACUUCUUUCCGCCCAAGUACUUCACCUUAUUACAGAAUAUUAGUUUGCUUUGAUACAUUGACUCUCUUAUGUAAUGCAUAGUGUGCAGGAUCAAUAUAUAUAACACAAAAUACUUUUCCCAUAAGUUUUUUUUUUUUGUUUUUUUUAAACUUGUCAGUCAAUUUUAAAAAAUAAUGUCAAUUUCUUAACAGUAGCCCAUGUAGUGCGGACAAAUGUCAAUUAUUGUGAUAAAUGCAAACUAUUUUUCAGUUUGUUGUCCAAAGUGUUCUGGAUUAUACAUGCAUUGCUUAAUGUGUGGAUGCCACAUACUUUUGAUAUCUGAUAUUUAUUUUAGUCUUUUUUAAUCAAAACAAAUUGGCGACAGAGUAUGUUUCCUGCUUCUUGCAGUCUGCUCUAAUUUUUUCUUGUCUUGUUAAUCCUUUAUUUAAUUAAGUAUAUUAAUACUGUUCGCUUUUUGCUCUUGUCAUGUGCUUUUAUUUUUAUUUUUCUGUACAUGGGUGUUACAUUAAUUUCCAUGUUAAAAGAAACCCUCUUUGGCUUACAUUGUUAACCUCAUAUGUUGUGUUUGUAUAGGUAUUGUUUUGAUUUUGUAUGAGCUUGUCUUUAUAUUUAUUGACCAAUGGAAUGAUAUGGUGUGUAAGUAAUUUGGUUAUUGAUAAACAUUUAAAAGUAAAGGGAACUAAUCAAUUUAUGGACAUAUUCGUAAAAGGUCCAAUAUAUUAUUAAUAUCCAUUUUGUGGUGCGUUAGAAUAAAAUCGAUGCAUAGGCUGCAAAUAUGUAAGAACUCUGACCUUAGAAAAACAAAAUAAAUAUAUAUAUAUAUAUAUAUAUAUAUAUAUAUAUAUAUAUAUAUACUUCAGUGAGUGAAAAUGUAAAGGCCAUUUUGUCAAACAUAUUUUAUUGGUCUGCAGCAGUUCUAAAUUAUUUUCAUCCACAGUUAAAAUUACCAAUCGAUGAGUUAUAUGGUUUUAUGUUUUUGUUUCUUUUUAAUAAACAUUUGAAUGAUAUGAUUUUUUUAAACCUAGAAAGAAAAGCUGCUUAUUUUCAACAUACUGGGCUGUGUCCUAUACCUGAUAGUAAUUGUUUAACUUAGUUUGUAGAUUACUGUAUCAUUGUACUGUUAAGUGUUCUGAAAGUGCUUCACUUUGUUGCCAUAUUGUUUUGGGGAUUUUUUUUUUAUUUUGUACUGAUGUAAAAUAUUUUCUUCUAGAAAACAAAUGCGCCUUUUUCUCCCAACACAGGGUUUUGUUUUCUUUUUCAGUAUUUCUGAAUGUUUACACAUUUGCUAUAAUGCCUCCUUGCAAGAAGUAUUAUACAGCAGUGCAGUUAUACUAAUGGCAGGUACCUUUUUGUGGCCCUGUACUGGAACUAUCUGCAAUGCAUUGCUGGGCGAUGCAUUCCUAGCCCUUCACUACAGCGUGAUAUUUAUUCUUGUAAAGCUAUUUAACUUUCACAAGAACAAGCAUGCGUUUGCCAGCUGUUUCCCCAAAUCCUGUAAAGCCUUAUUUCCAUUAUACCAGACCAAGGAGGAGUUUAGCAGUGUCAGAUGUAUCAGUAGCAUAAAACAACCCUUUGUUUCUCCUACCAAAGAAAAUGUUCUUAUACUACAAACUUGUUAAUCGUUUCAUUUGUCAUUGUUAAUUAUUAUCACCAUAGAAAAUGUCUGACAAAACUGCUAUCCUAGCAUUGCUAUCUGACAACUUACAUGACAGUACCACAACUUUGUUUUUUUGUUUUUUCUGUUACAGUAUUUUAUUUAGAAUUCAGGGAUCAUGUUUUGUUUUUUAUGUUAAUGGUGCUUGUAUUAUUUUUUUUUUCUUUUCAAAAUUGCCUAUGAAAAUGACUGCUCACAGCUCUAUAACUUAUAUAUCACAAAUAAUGUUUUCCCAUUCCUUCAUUCUCCAUUAAGAAAAAAGGUCUUCUACAGCAAAUAUU